AUGUCCGAAGUUCAGAGCCGAUCGUCUGCGCGCGGCAGAGUAUCCACCCGGGGUGGCCGUGGUGGCUAUAGCUCCAGAGGUGGCCGUGGUGGAAACAGCAGAUCCGCAAACACCGACAGCUCAGACCCUGCCCCAUUCGAGGAGGGUGAAAUCGGACAAAUGAAGAAGAAAUACUCGGACGCCCUGCCCACUCUCAAGGAGUUGUUCCCCGACUGGAAGGACGAGGAUCUCGUGUUCGCACUUGAGGACUCCAACGGCGAGAUCGAGGAAGCAAUUGAGCGCAUUACCGAAGGCAAUGUGUCGCAGUGGGGAGAGGUCAAGAAGAAGACCACAGACCGAACCCGGCCUAAGGCGAAGGAAGUCCAGAGCACCUCGACCGAGACGACUGCAGCUUCUAUUCGCGCAGGCCGCGGUCGUGGCGGUUUCGAGAGCCGUGGACGUGCCCGUGGAGACCGGGGUCGUGCCGGUCGCGGCGGCCGGGCAGGAGCCCAAACUACGAACGGAUCUCGCACGGCGACCAUCCCCGCAGAGGCCACAGCCACCACGACCACCACCACUACUACCCCGGCGGCCGAGAUCGUGGCGACACAGGUGGGAGAAGAGGUUGACAGUGAGCCCGCAGUGGCAGCUUCAGAGUCGACCGAGCCCAAGACCAGUGUGAUCCCCGAAGGCACAAAGAAGGGAUGGGCAAGCCUCUUCGCCAAACCCCCUCCUGCUCCACAGAAGAAGCCUCCUACGGCCGCUCCGGCUCCUGCACCUGAAAAGGCUGCAGAGCCCGUGGUUGAGGAGAAGGCCCCCGAACCUGUCCCCGUCCCCGCCGCCGCACAGAAGACGCCCGUUGCCAAACCUGCCGAAGUUCCUAUUCCUGCAAUUCCCCAGACGAAUGUGAAGCCUCUGAAGGAUGAUUUGACCGAGACAAAUCUCGAGCAGAUCCCUGAUGUGUCCGCUCCUGCACCUACUGCAACCGCUGCCAGCACCGUCGGUAGCACCUUUGACCCGGCUGCUGCGGCGACUGCUACUCCUUCGCGGGCGCCCCCCAGCACUCUCCCAGGUAGUGGAUUGAAGCAGAGCAGCCGCGCCCCUGGCUUCCAGCGUCGUGUUAUGGAGCAACAGCAGGCUGUCGUUAUGCCCGGCAACCACGCUGUGGACCGCGCCGCUGUGCAGUUUGGUAGUAUGGGCUUGAACGGUGACGCCGUGGACAUUGAUGAGAACCGCGAGGAGGCCGAGACCCGCGCCCAGCCUCCCCAGCACUCUCCUGUCGCCCCUCGUGCCUCCCUCCCCCCUUCGACCCAGGCCUCUGCCGAGACUCGCCCAGCCCCUGGUCUUCCCCCGGUCCCUCAGGCUGCCGCCGAGUCCACCUUCAACGACUUUGCCCGCUAUUCCUCUGAGACCCAGAAGCCCUUCGACCCCUUCACUCAGCAAGUCGGCCAGCCCCAGCCGCAGAUCCAAGAGCCGUUCGCCAACCAGGGUCCGGCUCAGCCCACUGCCACCACCGGCAGCGAAUAUUCUCCCUUCUACGCUGUUGACCAGCAGCGCUUCCCCUACAACUAUUAUGGCAGCUACGCCCAGUCUCAGGAUGCCAGCGCUGGCCCCCGAGGCGCUGGCUUUGGCGUGUCUGCCGCCGAGGCUCAGCCUCAAGUUCCCGCCACCCAGCCUGCCGGCCGCUACGGCCCCGUUGAUGCCACGAACAGUGGCCACAACACGCCCAACCCGACCCUGCCUGGUGCCACUCAGCAGACCCCGGCCGCACAGCACAUGCCGGGCCAGCAGAGUGCCCACGGCUAUGGCUACGGCUACCCUUACUACUCCAACCCCCACUAUGCUACGUACAUGAACCAGAUGGGCCAGCACGCCGGUGCCGCCUAUGGCCGCUCUGGCCGCCCCUAUGAUGAUGCUCGCCGUUAUGACGAGCAGCAGCACUACGGCAUGCCUCACACCUCUCAGUACGGCUAUGGUAGUCAGUAUGGUCCCUACGGUGGUGGCAAGGGUGGCAUGUACGGUCAGCCCCACGGUUUCUCCUACGAGCACACAUCUUCCCCCGCAAAUGCCGCCGGUAGCUUCAACCAGAGCACGCCUGGUCGUGACUCCGUUUACGGCCGCACUGGCUCCGCCCAGCCUUCCGAUACCCAGCAGACUGCUGCAGGCUCCAAUGCCUUCGGUACCGGCAUGUCGGACGUCUUCGGACGGUCCCAGGCUGGCUUUGGCCAGAACCCUCCCGUCGCCCAGCAGCCCCCUGUGACUGCCGAGGAGACCAAGGGCUUCGAUGCGUCGAAGACUGGCGGUCCCUCCCCGUCCCUUGCCCAGGCUAACCGCCCCGGCUCUGCCACCAACACCCCUGGUCAGGCUCAGGCUCAGUCCGGCCUCCCCCCACUUCAAGGCCAGCAGGGCCAGCAGAGCUUCAGCGGCUACCCCCACCUGAACCCCCAGUACGGUGGUCUUGGCGGCCUUAGUGCUCAACAGGGCGCUGCUUCGCAGACCCACCAGACCGGCUAUGGUAACUACGGUGCAGGCUUUGGUAACUACUACGGCAACACUGGCCGCGGCGGCGGCGGCGGCGGCGGCGGCUGGGGUGGCAACUACGGCCACUAA
Penicillium canariense is the source of this 2589-nucleotide messenger RNA. RefSeq names its product putative RNAPII degradation factor Def1. Gene Ontology annotation, cellular component: nucleus; cytoplasm. Lineage: Eukaryota; Fungi; Ascomycota; Eurotiomycetes; Eurotiales; Aspergillaceae. Bases 1 to 2589 code for a protein of 862 amino acids. The record is from RefSeq and is a predicted model, not a curated record. Gene Ontology annotation, molecular function: ubiquitin binding. The transcript has 2 exons.